Manis pentadactyla (Chinese pangolin) is the source of this 1430-nucleotide messenger RNA. Its product is annotated as ral-GDS-related protein-like. The transcript is spliced from 7 exons. The record is from RefSeq and is a predicted model, not a curated record. Gene Ontology annotation, molecular function: guanyl-nucleotide exchange factor activity. Lineage: Eukaryota; Metazoa; Chordata; Mammalia; Pholidota; Manidae. Gene Ontology annotation, biological process: Ras protein signal transduction; positive regulation of GTPase activity. Gene Ontology annotation, cellular component: plasma membrane. The coding region runs from base 429 to 1430 and encodes 333 amino acids.
GGAACCUCGUUCCCAGGGACACCCUGUGCCUCUCCUUGCUUGCAUCCCAGGGGGCUGGGGACUCUCGGGUGAGCUACAAACCUCCCUCGUCCUGGUGGUUCCUGGGUUUCCACUGACUCUAUCACUGCUGUCCCCCUCAGCCUACACCUGAGCCAUCUGUCCAUGGGACUGAGGUCCCCAGGCACAGGGCACCCCAGACAGGUGUGAGGGGGAAGCAGAGAAAGCGCACAGCACGACUGGAACCAACUCCAAACACCAGCCAGAGCACUCCCGAGUCCACACUCCCUCCUGAGGAUGCUGACCAGCCAACCAUAGGCCAACGGCUCCCCCGGUCAUGGCCGGGGAGCUUCACAGGCAAUGCCCUCACAGCCUCCUCAAGUUACAGGGGGCAUUACAAGGGGACAGAGAAGGAACUGAAAAUCCCCAGGAUGGGACAGGCUAGGUGCCUUGCCUGGGAGCCCGAGCAUGUGCCUAGUGACCUCCAUGGCAGCCAGCCUUCAUCCACCCUGGAGGGCCAAGUCCUCCACCACUUGGUCCAGGAGGAGCACCUGGGGCCCACGGUGGCAGAGCUGGAAGACCCACGGCAGAUGCAGCUGGCCCCAGAGACAAAGGGAGGGCUGGCAUCGUGGCUACAGCGAGUCCAGGAGCUCUUUCAGACCCCCGUGCUAGAGCUACAGCCGGUGUCACCUGCUUCAGCCCCUGCAGAACUGGAGGACAUCCCAGCAGAGGCCUCAGCUCUGAGGCAAGGCCCCGAGCUGGAGCCCCAUGAGCCCUCAGGCAUGGGGCCUGGAGCAACUGCCCUAAUGGUACCAGGCCUUGCAGAGCCAGAGCCAUGUCCAGACCCCAUGAGCCCCUGGGACAUCCCAGGAGUGGUCUCACCCCUGGUGCCAGGCCCCAAGCUGGAGCCCCAUGAGCCCUCGGGCCUGGGUCCCAUGGCACCUGCAGGAAUGGCACCGGGCCUGGCAGAGCCAGAGGCGGACCCGGAGCCCACCAGCACCUGUGUCGCAAUCACCCGGGACGUGCGGAGGAAGGAGGAGUGGACCAUUCUGGCAUUUCCCCAUGGCCUGGUGGCUGAGCAGCUGACCCUGAUCUGUGCGGGGCUGUACGACAGGAUGGACUUUGUGGAAUGUAACAAUUACUUACAGAACCAGCCACAGAUGGGAGACACGUAUAGGGUCCUCAGGGAAUUUGAUGCCUUGGUUAAGCUGGUCACCACCACCUGCCUCGGGACCCUGAGCAUGAUGGCCUGGGACAGGGCUGAAGUGGUUAGGUUCUGGAUCUGGGUGGCCUUGGGGAGUCUGAACCUCAGGAACUAUGCUGCCCUCCAUGCCAUUGUCUCGGCCCUGCAGAGCCCUGCUAUUCAUCGUUUGGAAAGCACCUGGGAACAUGUUUCCUGGAAUCAGUUUCCUCCAAUGUCAGGUGUGGGUUGA